AUGUCUGAAGCUGAAGUUCUUAACUCUGAGAGAGGACGAGCUCAUGUGAAUGCUUCCAUGUCUGAAGCUAAGGUUCUUAACUCUGAGAGAGGACGAGCUCAUGGUUCCCGAAAGCAAAAGGAGUCAAAUGGACGAUGUUCAGCCACAUUAGAGAAAGUGGCACUGGUUGCUCUGGGUGUUCUCCUCGUAGCCUACGUCAUCACUACAGCCUAUAGAAACUUUCAAAUCAUCGAAAGGUUCCAGAAGCUGACAGAUGAGCUUGACGCUGUGAAAAGAAAUCUCACAGUCAACAGGCAGAGCAGCAGCAGUUUUCACUGUGAUCCCUUUAUAGAGUGUCCUAACUUGGAGAAAUGCUGGGAGCAACACAGAGGAAACUGUUAUUAUUUCUCCAACACUGUUUUAACCUGGGAGCAGAGCAGAGAUCAAUGUAGAAGUUACAGAGGAGAUCUGGUGAAGAUCGACAGCGAAGCCGAGCAGACGUUCCUGGAGCUGAGACUGAGAGAAAAAAUGAACUUACCUGAAGACAAGUUCUGGAUCGGACUGACGGACUCAGAGACAGAGGGCAGAUGGCUGUGGGCGGACGGAUCACCACUGGACCAGAGUUUUACUUUUUGGAGCUCGCGUCAGCCAGACAACUGGAAAGAAGAAGAUCGUGACGGAGAGGACUGUGUGAGGAUGGGAGAGAAAUUCGGAGCUACAGACCUGAAGUGUUGGUUUGACAAAACCUGCAAAGUGCCUCACAGAUAUAUCUGUGAGAAACAACAAACACAAACAACUGUAACUGGAUUGAAAUGUGUUUCACUAACAACUUAAACAAGCUCAGUUCAGGAUGCAGAAUGUUAAACAAUGCUGCUUUUAAUGCUUUUUAAAAAAAGAAAAAGAAAAAAAAACUUCCUCCUACCAUUAAAAUGCAGUUUUUUUGAAUGUGCUGAACAAUAAAUGAAGAGAUGGUAACAGAUAACCAGCGGAGGAGGAAGUAAAAGAUCUAACAGCACACUGAAAAGAUACUCUGUCACAAGUAGAAGCCCUGACUUGGUUGAUACUUGAUUGGUACUUUAGUAAAAUUAUAAUCAUAAAAAAAAAUUACUUUCAGUAUAAAAUGUAAUCAACUAACUACAUAACAAUGCCCCCUGACUGUUGUAUCUGAUGCAGUUAUGACAAAGCAGGAUUAUAUGAAUAUGCUUUAUUAUUCUGUCACUGACAGAUUUGCCAAAUUUGCCAAUUUGCUGGUUUGUAAAAAAAAAGAAAAAA
Molecule: messenger RNA, 1251 nt
Organism: Centropristis striata (black sea bass)
Lineage: Eukaryota; Metazoa; Chordata; Actinopteri; Perciformes; Serranidae
Product: hepatic lectin-like
Exons: 8
Coding region: 1-813 (270 amino acids)
Source: RefSeq, a predicted model, not a curated record